Molecule: messenger RNA, 3242 nt
Organism: Olea europaea var. sylvestris
Lineage: Eukaryota; Viridiplantae; Streptophyta; Magnoliopsida; Lamiales; Oleaceae
Product: DUF724 domain-containing protein 7-like
Exons: 9
Coding region: 574-2982 (802 amino acids)
Source: RefSeq, a predicted model, not a curated record
AAAACACAGCAGUGCUGUAAAAAAUUCACAUCUAAGGAACUCAAGAGGCAGCAAAGUGCUCUCUUUCUAAAAGGUUUACUGAUCGAGGUAUAAUCCGAUGAAGAAGGUUGUGAAGACGUUUAUUUCUUAGCUACUGUAAUUAAUUCCCUUUCAAAGUUUAAGGAAAAAAUUUAAACCCUAAAAGGUACAACAAAGUUUACGUGGAGUACCACGACCUUUUGGCGGAUGAAAAUGAGUCGGAGCUUUUGAGGGAGUACGUAAAUGUGGCGUUUGUGAGGCCAGCGCUGCCACCAGAAGAGAUUGUUCAGGGGUUUGAAGUGAACGACAUCGUUGAUGCUUUCCACGGGAUGAGUGGUGCACCGGUGCUGUAAGGAGAAUAAUUGACGGAGGUUCGAAGUUUGUAGUCGCUUUUCAAAAUCCUCCAAACUAGUUCCAAUUUGGCGUUGUAGACCUGCGGGUCCACUGGGAUUGGGUCGACUGUCUGUGGCUCCGACCCGUUCAGCUGGUAAAGACCCCAGGGCUUUUAGGGUUUAUGAGUUCUUGUGAUAUAUUCGGAAGAGUACAGAAGCAUUGAUGUUUGAAGUGGGGAGACAAGUAGAGGUCUCAUUUGAUGCAGAAGAUUGUCGAGAUGCUUGGUUCCCGGCAACUAUAUUGGACAUCUUAAGAAACGGAUCUUUCCUGGUGGGGUAUGGGAGCCCAAAAGUUGGUGAUGAGGUUCGGCCUCUGAAAGUAACCAUAGAUCCCCUCCGUGUUAGACCUUGUCCACCACUUGUCAAGAGUAAAACAUUUGAUCUGCUGGAAAAAGUUGAUGCAUCUUUUGAUAAUGGCUGGUGGAGUGGAGUAAUUACAAAGGAGCUUGAGGAUAGUAGGUACCUUGUCUUCUUCAAGGAGACGAGUAAGAAUAGGAAAUUCCAUCAGUCGGAAAUAAGACCACACAUGGAAUGGAGGGAUGGCAAGUGGAUCACUUCUUCCAAGGAUGUCUCAAUCCCAUCUUCAGAAGAUGGAAAAUGGGGAAUUCAUAUUUGCACCAAUGGCACUGCAGUGGCUAAACCAGUAAGGAGCUCUAGCAAUGGAAAGGACAACUCUAAAGAGAAAAUGGAGACUCGAAUGGAGUCAACUCCUCACAAUCGGAAACCUUCUCCUGUUUCUGAUCAAUUGACUAGGAGCAGAUAUCUUUUACCUUUUGAUUCUCUUGAUACGCUUUCACAGCCUCUGAAGAAGCUUAAGGAAGGAAAAGCAGGGUCCCCAUCUCUUACACCUGAUCAACAAACUAUACUUGAAACACCAAGUAAACGCGUGCAAGGUGGUUCUAUAAGCCCAACCUCUGGAAGUACCAUAUCCAGCUCUGUCAAACCACCUGUGCCUCAGGAUUUUUCCUCUAAUAAUCCUUACUGGGGGAGGAGAAUUCAGAGAAAACGAGGAAAACAAAAGAUGCCUACAUCCAGUUCUAUGAAGAAAAGAGGAAGAACACAAACACCACAAGUUGGAAAUCCAGAACUUGUUGUAGAAGCAGGCAGGGAGCUCAAUUUAGUGGAAAAUGCUGCAGAUGUUCUAGAGGAGAAUGUGGAUGGGGAAACUGAUUUAGGGAUCGUCUUAGGUCUGGCAUGUGCUGAAUUGGGGAGCUCAAGACAUAAGACAGGGGGCUUAAGAGGUAAGAGGGCUUUGGAGUCCCAUGGUAAGGAAUCUUUGAAGCUCGUGAGUGUCCUGGAGCAGCUAUCAAAUGAUUCAGCUAUACAGAUUAUAAAGGAGAGUAAACAAUCAGGUACUGAAGUGAACAUUCAGAAGAGAAAGAGGGGAAGGCCUCGAAGGAUAUUAAUCAACAGUCCCCAAACUCCGGUAACAGGCACCAUGCAGAAAGUAGAUGUUUUGGAAGAUGAAAUGGUUACAAAAGAUUGUACAGCAAAUGAAGUUGGUUCUCACACAAGUGGUGAAGUUGAGAUGUCAGGGAUGAAGGGCUUGGUGGGCAAUCAGGACAGCACAACAUGCAAGGAUUCUGAGAAUCUCUUCAAUGGUCUGCCAAAGCAGAAAAAUAGUUCUGUCGAUAUGAUGAAAACCACCUUUGCAGAAGUCUCAGCUAAGAAAGUUUCCAGGACGUUAAUCAAUCCAAAUGAGAAGAAUUCAUCAAAGAGAGGAAAAAGACGUUUGGCAGAUCAAAUGGUUGCAUCUCAAUUUCAAGAUACAUCCGGCGAGAAAACCAUGGGUUCAAAUGGCAUAGUCAAGGAGGCCCAGAAAGUCAUUGCUGAAGUACUCAGCAAAAAAUUGGACGAUGAACCUCUUUCUAAGUGGAUUGAAGGAACACAGGCUCCAACUCCAACUGCUUUUGAUGGCUCCGAAGUUAUCCUCACAAGGACUGCUGGGCAAUGUAUUGGAACCGGCGAGAAGCAAAAUAAAUUUGUGCCGAGUGAGCAGCAAAGCUUGCCCUUCGUGAAGAACACAAUGCUUUGGAAAACAAUCGAAUCCAUGGAAGUUUUCCAAAGAAUGCCGCAAAACCCACAUUUCCGACCUUUGGAAUCUUAUAAAGAGAGUUCUCGUGAAGGUUUAGCUGUAGGUUAUAUGGUAACCUUUUCGAGUGUGGUUGAUAAAGUUUCGAGGUUGCAAUUUAAUGAUCCUAAAAGCAUUACAGAUGACAUUUUGGAGACGCUUGAGGAAUUGGAAAUUCAUGGAUUUGAUGUUCUGGCAGUGCGCGACCGUGUUACUGGCUUGGGAUCAGUGAAAGGAAGGCAGGAAAAGCUUAUGAGCCAGUCAGAGGAAAUUAACGGCCAAAUUGUUGAGCACAAUCUUGAGAUAAAUAAGAUGGACGAAGAGAUUGGUGAGAUCAACAAACAGAUAAGGAACUUGCAAGAAAAGCUUUUAGUUGUUGGAUCAACUAAAGAGACGAAGAAUCAUGAAGUUGCUUCUUUGCAAUCUAGACUACUGGAAAUUAAAGAGAACAUCAAUAAUGUCGAGUGUGAUUUUGAAGGCUUAGCUGGCAUGCCUUUGUAAACGCGUGAUUCUGAGCACACCCUUCUGUUGCAAGGAGCAGAAAGUUGAAUUCUUGAUUUUUGAGUCUCGCUGUGAUAAUUUUUGUUGAAGUAGACGUUAAUGUUAGUCAGUAAUGGUAAUCUCGUGUUAGGUGUGUAUCUUGUAGGUAUUUGGUAAGUAAAGACCUGGUAAAUGAUGUUAGCUUUCAUCGUUUAAGACUGUAAUGACUUCAAAGACCCCUAUUCCUGGGUAAUUAGAUCGUUUGCUGUUAUAAUUAUUUA